Messenger RNA from Chara braunii, 2032 nucleotides. The record is from the annotation of a GenBank genome assembly. Lineage: Eukaryota; Viridiplantae; Streptophyta; Charophyceae; Charales; Characeae.
CAGAGAUUGAAAGGAACUCACAACAUCACUCGGACCAAGCACAGUCCCUGACCCGCAUCCAAGAACAGGCGGGAACAGCAACAGUGGAUGGACAAACUUAAACUGGUCUCAUGGAACACCAGAGGGUUGGGGGACACAAAUGGGAGGGGUAAAAGGAGAAGCUUGAAGUCGUGGAUUCAUGAAUGGAACAGAUAUUGUAUUAUGCUUCAAGAGGCGAAGCUGAACGAAGACAAGAUCAGAGAUCUGGGACCCUGGUGGGACGGACCUCAAAUUUGGUCCCCCGCACAGGGUACCAGAGGGGGAGUAUGCAUCCUAUUACACAGAGAUUUGCAGGUUCGGGUGAUUGACAAGGAGGCGGAGAUUUGGGGGCGCUGGGCAUGGAUGAGGGUGGAAGUGGGAUCGGACGAGUGGCUCCUCAUGACAGUGUACGCCCCAACGAAGACAAGGGAAAGGGAAGCCUUUUUCAGAAGUCUGAUCUCCAACAUACCUAGAGUGGAGAAAGUCAUUCUGGCAGGGGACUGGAACAGAUCGUUGGACGAUGCCCUCCGCCCUGACUCAGGGUGUGCAGGACAGGGAGAUGUUGUGGCGUUGCUUCAGUUAAUAGAGACGGUGUCUCUGACGGAUCCUUUCCGGCUACUAAAUCCAGACAACCCAGGUUUUACCUGGUUUUCUCACCUCCACCACAAUAGGCAGCGUAUGACCAGGCGUCGCCUGGACUAUGUGCUGGUGACAGAUAACUUGAUGUCAAGAGUUCUAACAUUUAAGCAAACAUGCAACCCCCUAUCGGACCACAAGCCGGUUACAGCAGAAGUCAGGCUCCAGGAAGGCGGUGAAAGAGGUAAAGGAUUCUUCAGGCUGAACAAACAAGUGCUGGAAAAUCCGGGCGUUCGGGACUGGGUGGAGGAUCACUUGGUGAAGUGGGAUUUUGCUAGACCCUUCUUUGGGGACACAGCUGAAUGGUUGGAUGCUGGACUGGCCAUCCUCUCUGGAGUACUGGACGUAUGGUCGAGAGUUCUUGCGAAGUGCAGAAACGUAAAAGAGGCGGAAUGCAGGAAACGGGUAGAGGAAGCUGAGGAGAGAAUGGAGGGUCACCCCAUAUCGGCAAUGGUAUGGGUUGCAGAGAGAGCGAAGAGGAUGGAGGAAUGGGACACCUUACAACAGGACAAGCAAAGAAGAUGGGCUGAGAUGCUGAGGGAAAAACGGAUUGAAACCCAUGAUCUGAUGACAAAAGAAACCUUUCAGAAAUUGCAGCCAAGGAGAGUCGCUCAACAGACGGUAGAACUGCGUCACCCGUUCGACAGCAAUGCUCCCAAUACAGAGACAGCUACAGGGAUGCUCCACUACGCUAAGCUCUACUAUGAGGACAUCUCACCUCAAGGUAAAUCCCCGGGCAUAGACGGCUUAACAGUAGAAUUUUACAACACGUUCUGGAACUCCAUGGACCCUAAGCUAGUGGACGUGUACAAUCAAAUCCUGGUAAAUGGUUGUUUGGGGAAGGGGAUGAUCCAUGGGGUAAUCAGCAUGCUGUUCAAGAAAGGGGACAAGUCUCAGGCUGGGGCAUCACCUACCCGGAUUAGUAGAGGGGGAUCAAGGCGCGUUCUAGACCUUGAAAAGGCGUAUGAUAAGGUGGGAUUGCCUUUUGUUUUCACGACGCUGAGGAAAAUGGGGUUUGACACCCCUUUUUGUAAGUGGUUGGUCGCAAUGUACACGCUUUCGACCUCGGCGGUGAUGAUCAAUGGUCACUUAUCACAGUCCUUCAAGUUGACAAGGUCGUUGAGGCAAGGUUGUCCCCUUGCUCCACUGCUAUUCGUGUUGCAGAUGGAGGUACUCUUGAACAGACUGCGCAGAAAUCCAAACCUCAGAGGAUUAACUUUGCACAGCGGGACACAAUGCAAGGUGAAGGCUUUCGCGGACAACUUGUCGUCAUCAGCGAGAACUCGAGCACCUCAUUAAAUGCACUGAAGGACAUCCUAACUGAGUACUCCUCGCUGUCAGAGGCUUCCGUCAACUGGAACAAAUCGGUGUUUUUGUU